UAGCAAACGUCGCCGCCGGUAACAUUACCAUCAGCCCGCCCGACGACCUUGCACCUCCCGGACGUGCCCAAUUAAGACGGUGCGCGUCGAGUAUUAGUGCAGCUACCUACAUACCCCAGGAACUUACCACUCUUCAUCUACCGAGUUGUCAAUCAACACCAACACGAUGCCGACACCCGAAUCCGCCGCGUUCCUGGCCAAGAAGCCCAAGGUGGCCCCGACCUUUGACGGCGUCGACUACGAUGACAACAAGGCCCUCAAGGCGGCGCAGGACGCCAUCGUUCGCGAGCAGUGGGUUCAGGUCAUGAUGGGUCGUCUGAUCCGUGAGGAGCUCGGCAAGUGCUACUACAAAGAGGGCGUCAACCACUUGGAGAAGUGCGGUCACCUGAGAGAGAGAUAUCUCCAGCAGCUCAAGACAGCAAGGGUCAAGGGCUACCUAUUCGAGCAACAAAACUACAUUGAGAAGCAGGAGAAGAGCGCAUAAGAAUGCAUUCAGAUGUACUAUGGAUUAGGGAGAGAUUUUCUGUGCAAUUGAAAACGAUGGGUUUCUACCUAGAUAGACAAGGAAUAGCGAUUUCAAUGAGCAUAUAUGAGUGAUUGCAAG
Molecule: messenger RNA, 604 nt
Organism: Pyricularia grisea
Lineage: Eukaryota; Fungi; Ascomycota; Sordariomycetes; Magnaporthales; Pyriculariaceae
Exons: 2
Coding region: 167-484 (105 amino acids)
Source: RefSeq, a predicted model, not a curated record